AUGGCAGCUGUCAUUUACCUUAAGGUUCCGCACCGACCUGGAGGUGGUAUCACGCUCGUCUGCUCCAAGACUAAGGUAGCCCCGCUCAAACGGCUGACCAUCCCACGCCUGGAACUCACGGCAGCUCUGCUCCUAGCAAAGCUCAUACGGUACGUGCAGGAUCAGCUCAACCUCAGAGCUGCGCCCACCUACCUUUGGACGGAUUCCUCAGUCACGCUCACAUGGAUCAGCUCCCACCCAUCGCGGUGGAAAGAAUUCGUGAGGAAUCGUGUCGCCCUCAUCCAAGAGCUAACUCAACCAGCUUAUUGGAGGCUGGUGUCUGGCAAGGAGAAUCCAGCAGAUUGUGCUUCUCGAGGUCUCACAGCGCAACAGUUGGUAGCGCAUAAGCUGUGGUGGACAGGGCCGCCAUGGCUGCAACAGGACAGCUCAUCUUGGCCAACUCACGUUCUAGAAAGGGACCUCAAUGUGGACCUCGAAGAGAAGCCGGGACAGCUUUACUACGGCGCCGCUCAGCAAAUAGCUAUCUGGGAUCUCAUCGAUAGGUUCUCUUCGUUCAACCGGCUGCUCCGGAUCACAGCGAUCUGCUCAAGGUUCAUCGCUCGGCUUAGGAGGGUUCCUAAUACGUCACUCCAUUAUCCGUUCACGCUCAGCGAGCUGGAAGAGGCACGGCUCCUGUGGAUCAAACUCACCCAGGCCACUCAUUUCAGGGAGGAACUAUGGACAAUCUCUCGAGGGGAGAAAUUCACCAGGUCCCAUCCGCUCACCAAGCUCACCCCGUUCAUUGAUCGUCAAGGGAUUCUGCGUGUAGGCGGGCGGCUCAGGUUUGCGCAGCUCGACCCCGAGAGCAAAAAUCAGGCAAUCGUCCCGAAGGAAUCGCAACUGGCUCACUUACUGAUAAACCGAGCUCACCUACGCACACUUCACGGCGGGACACAGCUCACCCUUCGUCAGCUCAGGACUACUUACUGGAUCCUCGGAGGCCGAGCUCCAGUACGUUCCUUUAUUCUUAAAUGCGUGAAGUGCGCUCGACAACGUGGGAUACGUGCUCAACAGCUCAUGGGACAGAUGCCACCAGCCCGACUCACCCCCGCUCGCGCCUUCCUCAACACGGGGGUCGAUUACGCCGGCCCCAUAUCGCUCCGGUCAUGGAAGGGACGGGGUCACAAGUCCUACAAGGGUUGGUUGGCUAUCUUUGUUUGUAUGACCACCUCAGCCGUGCAUCUCGAGGUAGUAUCAGCCUUCUCAGCUGAUGGAUUCCUUGCGGCAUACAGACGUUUCUCCAGUAGGCGCGGGAUCGCUCACUCCUUAUUUAGCGACUGCGGUACCACUUUUCUCGGCGCUGAUAAGGAGCUCAGGAGACUAUUCUCAGCAGGAUCAUCCCAAUCUCGGCAGCUCGCCCAGCUCCUCAUCCAAGAUGGGACCCAGUGGUCCUUCAACCCUCCAAGUGCACCGCACUUCGGAAGCAAAUGGGAGGCGGCAGUGAAGUCGGUGAAAUAUCAUCUCACCCGGACAAUCGGCGAGGAUCUGCUCACCUUCGAGGAACUCACCACGUUGCUCACCCAAAUUGAGGCAGUUCUCAACUCACGGCCGCUGGAACCGCUCACGGAUGAUCCUGACGACUGCUCGGCUCUGACCCCCGGACACUUCCUCAUCGGGCAGGCUCCUACGACUCUUCCAGAGCCAUCAUUGGAGAAUCUUAACGUCUCUAGACUCUCCUGA
Molecule: messenger RNA, 1719 nt
Organism: Diachasmimorpha longicaudata
Lineage: Eukaryota; Metazoa; Arthropoda; Insecta; Hymenoptera; Braconidae
Exons: 1
Coding region: 1-1719 (572 amino acids)
Biological process (GO): DNA integration
Molecular function (GO): nucleic acid binding
Source: RefSeq, a predicted model, not a curated record